UGCAACACAUAAAUACGAGUGUUUGCUUCAAGGUAAUGUUGAAGAGCAUUCACCGUCACAUCAGAGAGAGAGAUAAGGAAAAUGUUGUGCCCAAGGGAUAUCAUUGUUUUUAUCUCGUGUGUGGUCCUUCUCAUUGUCCAAUCAUGUCAUGGUUCUGAGAUUAUUGGAGGGAAAGAAGUGGCUCCCCACUCGCUGCCUUUCAUGGCUCUGAUGCAGCCUCCGCACUGUGGAGGGACACUGAUCCAUCCAAAAUGGGUCCUGACUGCUGCCCACUGUAAAAACUUUACGAAAGUGAUUCUGGGAGUGCACUCAAUCAAAGGAGAUGUAAAAGAUUCCAGGCAGGUCCGCAAGGUGAAAAGUUUUCCUCAUCCCUGCUAUGAUGCAACAGACCACAUCAAUGACCUCAUGCUGCUCAAGCUUGACAAACCGGUGAAGCAAACCAAGACGGUGAAAUGUCUCCCGUUGGGGGACACCAUCAAAUAUCCAACAGCUGGCACCAGCUGUCUGGUGGCUGGAUGGGGAAAAACAAACAACAUCGCCAAGACUGUUUCAGAUGUCCUGAGGUCUGUCAAUGUCACCGUGAUCGAUAGAAUGGAGUGCAACUCUCCUAAGCAUUACAACCUGAACCCUUUUAUCACCAGGGGCCAUCUAUGUGCUGGUUCAGUAGUGAAAGAAGCGGCUGAUACCUGUGGGGGGGACUCAGGAGGCCCACUGUUGUGCAAUGGAGCCCUGGUCGGUGUCACUUCUUUUGGAAAGAAUUGUGGCAUGAAAAAAUUCCCGGGUGUGUACUCUUUUCUCUCAGAAAAACAAAUAAUCUGGAUCAAGAAGACAAUGAAAAAGUCUGAAAUAUAAUCUACCCAGUUCGUUAACAUCUAUUUAUGUGCUAAUAGUAUGCUACGUUCACUUUAUCCUCCUUACUGUAAAAGGAAGAAAUGUACAUUAUAUGUUUUCUUGAGGGAUUUUUCUAAAUCUAUGUAGAAAAGCGCUAUAUUUUCUUCAGGGGAAAGCAAAACUCCAAAGCAAUCCGCCAACCAGACAGAUUCAGAAGCUUAAAUAGACUAUAGCUCAAGUCAUAUGGAUAUAUUUUAUAAUUAGGUUGAUUCUCAGGCAUGUCCCUUUUUUUCCUCGUCAUUACAACUGCAUGAAAACCCAAAACCAAUUAUAUUUAUUCUUAGACAUCCAUAUUUCUUUCUUUCUUAUUUUCAAGAUCAACAUUGAGAUUCAAGGCUUUUAUUGUCAUUUGUACAUAGCUAUGUCAAUGAAAAUCUUAGGUCAAAGGCUCCUCCAACGGUGCAACAUAUUCGUAAUUUUGUAUUACUAUUAGAAUAGGUUUCCAUUACAGAAGCUCCUGUAGUUUCAUACGUUCAUGGCAUCAAAGAUUUGUGUUUCAGUUCUCUGUUCUCAGGUUGUGUGAGCUCUGUGUCUAAAUAAAAA
Molecule: messenger RNA, 1434 nt
Organism: Notothenia coriiceps (black rockcod)
Lineage: Eukaryota; Metazoa; Chordata; Actinopteri; Perciformes; Nototheniidae
Product: granzyme A-like
Exons: 5
Coding region: 82-852 (256 amino acids)
Biological process (GO): proteolysis
Molecular function (GO): serine-type endopeptidase activity
Source: RefSeq, a predicted model, not a curated record